GCUGAAGAAGUGCAUCUUCAAAAACCAAGGCUGAGCAUUUCCAGGGACCAAAUCAUCAUCUCACCAGGAGACACCCUGAAAAUUAAAUGCUGGGGAGCCCCGGCUGUGAGCUGGCAGCUGAGGGGGGACAGCCCCCGGGUCCAUGUGAGCCCCUGCCGUGAUGUCCCCGGGCUGGGCUGCAGCCAGCUCACCCUCAGGAGAGCCAUGGCCAACGACACUGGCUACCUCAGCUGUGCCCUCAGCAGCCCUGAGCACCAGGGACCCCUGGCCAGCAUCUAUGUCUUUGUCCAAGACUACAGGAAUCCUUUUGUGGAGAUGCACUCAGAGCACCCUGACAUCAUCUACAUCAUGGAUGAUAAGAAAAUUGUGGUGGUUCCCUGCAGGGUCACCUCACCAGACAUCAGACCCAAGCUCACCCAGUACCCUUCUUCUGCAGAGAUCAGCUUCAGGAAGAUGCAGUGGGACCCCAGGAGAGGCUUUGUCAUCCCCUCCCACUCCUUCGUGCCCUCUGGCAUCCUCAUGUGCUCAGCCCACGUCAAUGGCAGCGUCUUCAACUCCUACUACGUGGCCCAGAGACUGGAGAGCAGAAUACAGAACCUGACCCUGAGGGUGAGUGCCAAGAAGCUGCUGGUUGGAGAAACCCUGAGGCUGGAGUGCAGAGCAGAGACCUUCACCAACGGGCGCAUCGAGUUCACCUGGAGCUGUCCCCGUGGCUCUCACCCUCACCCCAAGAGAACCAUGGACAGGAGUGAUGUUGUGUACAAAGCUGGCAGCAGCCUGAUAAUUGAAAAUGUCACCAUGGAGGAUGGGGGCCUGUACAUCUGCAGGACAUUCAAUGAGACAGAGCCAGUGACCAGGCUGGAGGCCAAUGUCACUGUCACCGUGUAUGAAAAACCCUACAUCACAGUGUCCCACAAGAAAGGACCUUACUACGAGAUCAUCUCAGGACACAAGUCCCUCAAACUGGCUGCCAAGGUGGACGCCUUCCCUCGGCCCAUUGUCACCUGGUACAAGGAUGGCAAACUCAUCAAGGACAACCACACGUGCUAUGAGCCAGACCCACUGAAAUACAGGCUGGGCAUCCGAGAUGUGAGACCAAAACAUGCUGGCAACUACACCAUGGUCCUGAGCAACCCCAAAUACGGCCUCUACAAGAACCUCACCAUGCAGCUGGUGGUGACAGAGAGACCCAAGAUCUAUGAAAAGGAAACAGAUUUUGAUAAGGUUGUGAAGGUGGAGCUGAGAAGCAAACACAAAAUCCAGUGCACAGCAAGUGGGAAUCCUGAGCCCAGGAUCGAGUGGAAGUGGCAGCCCUGCAACCUCACAGACACCCUGUGCAAUCCUGAGGGACCAAAAGUUGUGGUUUGGGAGAACACAGUCAUAGGAAACAAGAUCAGGAGCAUCGAGAACACCCCCGUGAGGCAGGGGGACAAACAGAAGAUCGUGAGCACCCUGACCUUGGAGAACAGCAGUGCCUCGGGCAUCUUUUACUGCGUGGCUUUCAACAAGGUGGGCGAGGAGGAGCGCAGCAUCGAGUUCUACGUGUCAGAUGUGCCCUCUGGGUUGCAAACCCCCUCCCAGGUCACGGCCAUCGUGGGGAACGACGUGCAGCUCACCUGCCGGGCCUCCAGGUACAUCUACACCCACCUGGCCUGGUACUACCCCUCCUCAGAGGCAGCCCCCAGCCACUCUGUGCUCAGGAGGAUGGACAGAUAUUCCAUCUCUUUGACCCUGCUCAUCCCCAACGUGACGAGGGAGCAGAGUGGGCUCUACAAGUGCCGAGCCCAGAACCAGCACAACAGCACGGACACGCUGGAGCAGCAGAGCCAGCUCCUGGUCAGAGCGAAGGCGGCGCCGUUGGUGAUCCAGAACUUCACGGACCUGGAGGUCAACAUCAGCGGCAAGAUCCUGCUGGAGUGCAAGGUCAGUGGGACACCAGAGCCACAGGUCACCUGGAGGAAGAAUGGCUACCCCAUCUCAGCAGCCUCAGGAAUUUCCAUGGAAAACAACACCCUGGUGAUUGAGAGAGUGAAGAAGGAUGAUGAGGGGCUCUAUGAGUGCAGAGCCUCCAAUGACUUGGGCCAGGACAGCACAUCAGCCUUCAUCAAAAUCCAAGGUUCUGAGGAGAAAUCCAACAUUGAGGUGAUCAUUCUGGUGUGCACAGGGCUGGCUGCCACUCUCUUCUGGCUCCUCCUGACCCUCUUCAUUCGCAAACUGAGAAAGCCCGAUGCCACAGAUAUUAAAACAGGAUACCUGUCCAUCAUCAUGGACCCCGAGGAGAUGCCCCUGGAUGAGCAGUGUGACCGCCUGCCCUACGACAGCAGCAAGUGGGAGUUCCCCAGGGACAGGCUGCGCCUGGGUAAAACUCUGGGUCAUGGUGCUUUUGGGAAGGUGGUGGAGGCGUCUGCUUUUGGCAUUGAUAAAUCUUCAACCUGCAAAACAGUUGCCGUAAAAAUGCUGAAAGAAUGUGCAACUACUAACGAAUGCAAGGCUCUAAUGUCUGAGCUGAAGAUCCUCAUCCAUAUAGGACACCACCUGAAUGUGGUCAACCUGCUGGGAGCCUGCACCAAAGCUGGAGGUCCUUUAAUGGUCAUAGUGGAAUAUUGCAAGUAUGGAAAUCUGUCCAACUAUCUCAGAGGGAAACGAGGAGAUUUCAUUGCAUACAAGUCCCAGGAAAACUCUGACCAAGGAGAGAAAAGUCUGGAUGAGUCCAACAGUGAUUUGACUGAACUGAUCAAGAGGCGCCUGGAGAGUGUGGCCAGCACAGGCAGCUCUGCCAGCUCAGGAUUUAUUGAAGAUAAGAGUUACAGUGACUCAGAAGAUGAUGAAGAAGAUGCUGAGGAUCUGUACAAGAGGCCCUUGACUCUGGAGGAUCUGAUCUGCUACAGCUUCCAGGUGGCAAAAGGCAUGGAGUUCCUCGCCUCCCGAAAAUGCAUCCAUCGGGAUCUGGCAGCCAGGAACAUCCUCCUGUCCGAGAACAACGUGGUCAAGAUCUGCGACUUCGGCCUCGCCAGGGACAUUUAUAAAGACCCCGACUACGUCCGGAAGGGAGAUGCACGGCUUCCACUCAAGUGGAUGGCUCCAGAAGCUAUUUUUGACAAAAUUUACACCACGCAGAGUGACGUGUGGUCUUUCGGAGUGCUGCUGUGGGAAAUAUUUUCUCUAGGUGCCUCUCCCUACCCUGGAGUGCAGAUUGAUGAGGAUUUCUGCCGGCGGCUCAAGGAAGGGACGCGCAUGAGAUCUCCAGAAUAUUCCACUCCUGAAGUCUACCAGACCAUGCUGGACUGCUGGCACGGGGUGCCCACGGAGAGGCCAACGUUCACUGAGCUCGUGGAGCGCCUGGGGGAUCUCCUGCAGGCCAACGUGCAGCAGGAUGGUAAAGACUACAUUCCACUGAACAUCACCUUGUGUCCAGAUGGAGAAUCCAACCCCAAAACCUGCCCUGUGGAGGAAAACCUGAACAGUGGAGUGAAUCGCUGGAGUGCAGUGGAAACUGGUAACAACAGCAAGAAGAGACCCCUGAGUGUGAAGACAUUUGAUGAGGUGCCAGUGGAAAAGGAGAAAGUGAUGCAUGAGGAGUCUGACAGUGGGAUGGUGCUGACCUCAGAUGAGAUAAAAAGCCCCAAGAGGUUGGAAAUCCGUUCCUGGCCCUAUGGGAUCAUGGCUCUGGCGCGGAGAGCUGUCAGCAGGAGCAAGGAAUCCAUCCUGUGUGACCACGAGACUGUCAAGUACCAGCCAGCAGUGCAGGUGGAAGAGGACACCAUGGACUUCCCCCUGGAGGACUCUGUCCUGCUCCCCAUGGAUCCCAACCUGGAAUGCCACAGCCCUCCUCCGGAUUACAACUCUGUCAUCCACUACUCAGCGCCCCCAGUUUAACCAGUGCCCCCAGCACUGGCUGCACCUCAGCCUUGCCAGCUUCUCCUGUGCCCCCAGGGAGCCUGGGUCCAACAGAAGGGAAUUCUGCUGGGAUAAAGCUUCACCUGUUUCUUCUGGCACAUCUCAGACGUGAUUAGAAACAAUUUAAGAGCAUCUUCUCUCUUCUCUUUAAAGGCCUAUUGCAAGAUCUGCAGUGAAUUGAUAACAUUCUGUCUGUCAGAGUCCUGGCAGGAGCUGUAACCCUGAGCUGCUGCCACUCCUUCCAACCCCACAGUUCCCAUUUCACUCCACGAGGGUCAUGCCAAGCAGGUUGGGAACACCAGAUUCAAUCUGCUGGCCCUGACACAUCCUGCAGGGAUUGGAAGGGAUCUGUUGAAAACAGCAGAUGAAUGUUUUGGGCUUGGAGAAAAGCUGAAAUUGAAACACCCUUCCUAAUUUGGGAUUUCACCUCCUGUAAAUAUUUCUGAAAUAUUUUGCAAUGCAAGCUAUUUUGGUUAAUUUGGAUUUAGUAAUUUCCACUGCCCAGAGGAUACACUCCUAAAGAUGGCAUGGCCCAGAGCAAGCUGGUAGUGCUCGUGUGCCUGCUCUUUUGGGCCAGCAGGGCACACACUGUGCUUAAAUCUCCUGCCCUGGGCUUUCCCCUUGUUCAAACAGUUUGUUCUGCAGACAUGCAAUAGGGAACCUUGCUGGAGAUGCAUCUGUAAUGGCUGCAAGGCAAAAUCAGUGCCUUAAGUAAGAGCCUUCUCAACUCAAACAGAAUUUCCCAGCUCACACACACACACAUUUGUGUGAAUGUGCAGAAAACUCUCAUUACCAGCACGAGAGUUACACAAAAACUCACCCAUACCCUUGAGGCAGCAAUUUUUAUGUUUCCUUUCUGCUCACAGGCUAUUCACUAAAACACCACACAAAACAAAAAAAAAGCAUUUCCUCUGGAUUCUGUGGCCCAAGGGUUUGACCCUGGGGAUACUCUCCCUGCUAAGCUGCAAGCCCAUGUGACACACAUUUAUCUCUGACUGUCUUGCCAAGGUAAAUAUUGGUAUCAUAUGCAAAGCCCUUCCUGGGUUCAGGGUAAUUCAAAGCUUUUGUUGCAGCAGGACUGAAAGGAUUGAAAUUCUCAAAUGUGAGACAUUCACAGUGGGUUUGGCCCUGCCCCAGAGCUCUGUGGGGCAGGGACUGUUACAGGGGUGCCCAGUGUGCCCUGUGCAUCAUCACAGCAGCCUCACAAAUCAGUAAAUUAUCCUUGGCCUUUCAUGUGCUCUCUAACAAUCAGAGUUGGCUUUGAAAUUUAGGAAGGGAAAGGUCUCCAGGUUGCAAGGAGAAAAAGGCAGGAUGAGAUGCUGACUAACAGGGAGGGCUGUAACCUCCUGAGUUAAACUGAUCAUAAAUGGCUCCCUGUGCAGUUCCUCCAAGCUCUGCACAACCCUUUCCUUUUCUUCCUUGAUUUGACUUCUUCAGCAGAAAAAGAAUUUUCCUUCAUGAUUCAGACUAGAGGAGGAUGAAAUCAAGCCCUGCAAAACGAUGAUGUUACCUUGGCAAAGACAGCUGCACACCCUCACAGCAGCAGAGGAGGUUUUCUGCAUGAGUGCUUGCAGUGGGCUAUGCUGAAGGAAUCACAAACAAGCCUCAGGUAUUAUCAAAGGGGAAAACAAAUCUCCAAACCCCACACCACGUUUAACUGUGAACUCUCAAGCAUCUGAAGGAUGGGCUCUGGGGAACUGCACUGCUUCUUCUCCUGGACUUCAGAGUCACUUGUGAAUCAGCUGCAGUCCCUCCAGAGCCCCCUGCUCGUAGUGCACCUGCUAGAUAGGUGUGGGCUGUAGUUGCUUUAUGGUCAUUUUGCACUGCUUUGUAUUUUAGUAUCUAUGUAUUAAGUAGAGCUGGUCAUAGAAGAGAAGAAACUACUGGGAAAGAAUUCUGAUGAGCCCCAGGAAGCUCAUUGGGUUGGUUUUUCAUCAAACACUAUUAGCUAUCUAUAGCUCUGAUUAAGUAAUCAAUCAGUUCUUGUGGAAAUAAAUUACUGAUGAGGCAAAGGAAAAGAAGGUGCAGACAGUGUGUGUGGCUCUGCUCUUGAUGGCCUCAGCUGGAGAUGUUUGUUACUGCACCUUGAGCUGGAGGGUGAGAAAACAGCCUUGAAAAACCUUCACUUAGGAACUUGGAAAUGUAGGAAGGAAGCCUGCACGUGUGCUCUGUGUUUUGAGGAGGAAUGGGUGAACUGAGCACGUGGCCUGUCCUUCUCUGAAGGAUGAGCAGAGGCACAGAGAACGUUUGGGGAGCAGGACCCAGCAGGGCCCUCCUGGCUCUCAGUAACCACCAUCAGCCUUUCUGUGCCACCUGAGGUGGUGGAACAGGCACAGGCUGCUGUGCUGCAGAUGUUUAAACCCCUGGUUGCACUGACAGCCCCAGAACUGAGGGCUCCUCUGCAGUGGCAAAUCGAGAACGUCGUGAGCAAAUCCAGCGAUGGAAGGGACUGAUGGAUGUUUGGGCAGCUGUUUCAAUGUUAAUGAGUGAAAGAUUUUAUCCUCCUUAUAGUAAAUGUAACAAGCAAAAGUAUUGCCUGAAAAGUAUUAUUGAACAUAUUCUAUUUUAUUUACUAAUAUUUUGUUUGUCCUUCUCUCACCUCCCUUAAUUUAAUUAUUGUUCUCUUCUUCCAACGAUGUAUAUAGUGUACCCUGUAGCAACAAAUAUAGUCAUUCAUUUAUAUGGUAAAAUUUGUAACAUUUUAGUCCAGAGGGAAAGAAAUACCCAGAUGUAACAGAGUUAAGUAUUGUACUAAACAUUUCACUAAUGCUUGCAGGCCAGGCUCCAGUUUACAGUGCCCCACUAGUGCCAUGGCACAGCAGCUCUCUUGGCUGGGAGUGUCUCUGCCUCUCACUUCUUCUCCACAUUAUUUAGUUUCAGUCAGGAAACAGGAAUCUGGAGGAAUUUGGCAGGUUUAUCUCAUUCCUGGAAGCAUCACCACGUGCAGCUCGUGUUAAAGGUGAGGGAUUUCCACUGCCUGGGUUUUAAUUGGAGGCUGGUGGAUUGGCUAGAGGAUCAGAAGGGGUGAAUUGUUUAAAUGAUGUGAUGUUUAUUGUUUUUUCAGACUUCUCAGGGAUUCUUACUCAACUCCUGUCUGCCAUCUGCUUUCUCUAACCUGAGCUCAGUGGGAUCUGUAUUAACAUGUACUUUUGUUUCCUUUGAUAGUGCUCACUCCUGGUUCUGUGCUUCUGGGAGCCCAGAGAAUCAGGGCAAAGGAGCUCAGAGCUCUCCAUGGAAUUGUGUUGUCUCUUCUCCAACAAUCACCUCCCACUUGGGAGUCCAAGUGCCUUCACCUGCAUGUUCUUGUUUAGGCUGGUGGUUGUACCAAUCUCCUGUCUCCUCUUUUCUCUACUUUUCUUAUUAUUUGCUCUCCCAGUCUCUUUGGACUGCUUUGCUCUGCCUUUUCCAUAAGAUCAGGUAUAGGAUCAUUUCACUGCUGUUUAUCCUGUGCUUGCAGAGGCUGAACUAGAUAAUCUAAAGUGAGAUUUUCACAUUAAACCCUCAAUAUAUAGCCAAGGAAAACUAGUUUGUAUUAGUUUGUCAGGAAGUCUCUUUGUGUCCUUCCCUGAAUGGGAGAAGCUUUUUAAUCUACUGAUUUUUCAAUAUUGGUGUCUGGAGCAAAAUGGAGGCUGGUGACUGUGUGAGUCUGAUCCUUCCCAGAGUCCUUUCCUCAAGCAAGGAGGUUUCUGUAAGGUUCUCCCAGGUUAUCCCCACAAAAAGGGCAUCCCUAGCAAGAUGCAUCCCAGUUAUCUGCUUGGGAUGUCAAGGAAGUCAGCUAAAACUCCAAGUCUGAGUAAAGGUGUCAAACAAACCCCUGAGUGCUGCAGUGAACACUCAGGGAUCCUGCAGCCCUCAGCUGCUGUGUUUGACAUCCCAGUGACACAUCCCUCCCUGCACUCACCUGCUUGGCAAAUCCCAGGAUCCCCCAGAGUCCCCAGGGGUUUUUCUCACUGGGUUUUCUCUCCUGUACACUGCAGGAAUAUCAGCUGCCAUGUCAGCCUGGAACUGGCCAGGCUGGCUCUGAUUUAUCCCCUCACUGAUCCUUCAGGUCCUGCCUCACUUUGCAGAUUCCAUCUGGCCUGUCCCAGCUCUGGGCUGCAGGAUCCUAAAUCCCAGCAGCACCAAGGGAACACACCAGGAACUGUUUGCAAGCAAGUAACUACAGAGCAAGAUAAGCAUUAUCAGGUUUCCCUGAACACAGGAACUGCUCAGGAUCAGUAUCACACUCACAGAUCAGCCUAGAGGUUUUUUCUUAUCACACAGUGAAUGAAAACACAAAAGGCAGCAAUAAUUCCUUUUUUUCUCCCUGAAAAUAUAAUGGCCAAAUGCUGGGAUCCAUUUUCCUGGGUUUGUACUACACCACAAAAGAACAGAAUUUUGCCAAAGUUAUGGCACCAGCACCAUCUUACUCAAGUGAAAUUGAGGGAGGAAUUUGGGAUUUGGCCCAAGCAGUGUAGGGGACUAUGCAGGUGUUGAACCCAAGCACUAGAUGGUUUGUUUGACAUUGUUAUUUCCAUUUUUGUGAACAAAGAAUGGAAAAGUUGCUGGCCUGGGUCAGCUGGGACCACAAGGGUUACAGGGAGAGCAAUGUGGGAUGCACUGAGCAGUGUCCUGUUCUCCUGGCAGCACUCAAUUCAUUUUUCCUUAGACCUUGAGUUGUCAAAGCAGCCACUGAAAACUGGGAAAAAAGAGAGUAACUUGGGACCUACAGAAAUAAACUAAGGAAAACUGGGAAAAGCUAGGAACUUGGGACUUCCAGAAAUAAACCAAGUGCCAUGUUCAAACCACCAAGGAAUGUUUGUCUGCCGUGUUCCUGUCUGUCUGAGGAAUGUAUGCACUGAAAACAACGCUUUCUUAUGUAGUCAAAAAUUGUACUGUAUCUAUUAACCAAAAAAAUAAAAAGAUUCUAUAUUUAUACA
Catharus ustulatus (Swainson's thrush) is the source of this 8816-nucleotide messenger RNA. Its product is annotated as vascular endothelial growth factor receptor kdr-like. Gene Ontology annotation, cellular component: signaling receptor complex; plasma membrane. Gene Ontology annotation, molecular function: ATP binding; vascular endothelial growth factor receptor activity. NCBI's taxonomy places the organism in Eukaryota, Metazoa, Chordata, Aves, Passeriformes, Turdidae. The transcript has 29 exons. Gene Ontology annotation, biological process: protein phosphorylation; vascular endothelial growth factor receptor signaling pathway; multicellular organism development. The record is from RefSeq and is a predicted model, not a curated record. The coding region runs from base 205 to 3876 and encodes 1223 amino acids.